ACCGGGCGGAGUAAUUCGUGCUGGUAUCUGCUCAGUGCAUGUGUGCGCGGGUACGUGCUACGGCUGGUGCUGCUGCUGCUGCUUGUCACUCAUUGUGCCGCGGCGCGAACACGGGUAGCGACAAGGACCAAAAAUCCAUCCUGUGGCAGUUGUUGUCUGUGGAGAGGCGGCUCGGUGUUCCACCCCCACUCAGAAGCAACAACGCGCGCGUGGAAAGUCCGGCUCUUCUGCGAGGAGGAUAUCUGUGACACAUGGCCAUGCUUCAAAUGAGGGACAUCAUCUGGGGACUGCUUUUCCUUGGCUGCACAGCUGCUAUUCAGGUGCAAAUCACUCCGGCGCAGGGGGAAAUCAGCGUUGGAGAGUCCAAAUUUUUCCUCUGCGAAGUGACCGGGGAGGUUAAAGACAUAGACUGGUACACUCCCAGCGGUGAGAAGAUCCUCCAUUCAAUGCAAGAUCUUUCUGUGAGCCGCAGCGAUGAGGUCACAUCAACUCUCACCAUAUACCACGCCAACGUGGACAGUGCUGGCAUAUACAAGUGUGUGGCCAGGGAUGGCGAGAAGGAAGCCCAGGCCACGGUCCAAGUGAAGAUAUUCCAAAAGAUCACCUUCCAGAGUGCACCCAGUCCGCAGGAGUUCACAGAGGGGGAUACUGCUGACAUAGUCUGCAAUGUUGUCAGCUCACCACCACCCACCAUCAUUUGGAAGCACAAAGGCUCCAAGAUCCAGGCUUCCAAAGACGUACGAUACAAGAUCAUGGCUAAUGGCCACCUGCAGAUACGUGGCAUCAAGAAGACGGAUGAGGGGAUGUACACUUGUGAGGCUCGUGUCAUGGCCAGGGGAGAAAUUGACUUCAAGACCAUGAAAGUCGUAGUCAACGUGCUUCCCACCAUCCGUGCCAGGCAGUUUGAGGUCAAUGCCACAGCUGACAUUGGCAACUCUGCUUUGUUGGCCUGUGACGCAGAUGGAUUUCCCGAUCCCAUCGUCACCUGGACACAUAACAAUGUUGUCCUUGAAGAGGGUGAUAAGUACAGCCUGAACGAGGAUGGUUCUGAAUUGAUUAUAAAGGAUGUCAUGAAGGUGGAUGAAGGCGACUACACCUGCAUCGCCAAGAACAAGGCCGGAGAGAAAUCACAAGAAGUCAGCCUGAACGUGUUUGUGCAACCAAAGAUCACCUACCUGAAUAAUAAAACUGCCAUUGAGUUUGAUGAAGAGGUCAUCCUGACCUGUGAGGCUUCAGGUGAUCCCACACCAACCAUCUCCUGGAGUUCUGAAAGUAAAAUCUUCACUGAAGGGGAGCAGGCUUCUUGGACACGACCAGACAAAUAUGAGAGUCUCGACAGGAACAUUGUGGUCUACAGCCAUGCACGAGUGUCCUCCCUCACCUUGAAAAACGUCCAGUUCACAUAUGCUGGGCAGUAUCUUUGCAUAGCCAGCAACUCCAUCGGUCAGGACAGCCAAUCUGUGUACCUGGAAGUUCGCUAUUCUCCGAAGAUCCAGGGCGUAGUGGCCUCGUACACCUGGGAAAAGAACCCGGCCAACCUCAGCUGUGAGGUGGACGCCCAUCCUGAAGCUUCUGUGGUUUGGUUCAAAGACGGCUCCCAUCUGCCGAGCCCCAACACCACCAACGUGAAGAUCUACAACAUGCCUACAGUCAGCUACCUAGAGAUUACACCUGAAUCUCAAAUUGACUUUGGAAACUACAACUGCACGGCGACCAAUGAUUUAGGAUCCGAAUCCAAGGAGUUCAUUCUUAUCCAAGCAGAUGUGCCAUCAGCGCCAGAAAUCCAGCAAGUAGAACCGUUUUCGAGCACAGCAAUGGUGGAGUUUGAGGAGCCGGACUCCACUGGGGGGGUACCAGUUCUCAAAUACAAAGUGGAAUGGCGUUUUCCUGGGGAGGAAUGGGCUCGUAAGGAGUACAGCAAGGAGGACGGCAAGACAAAGAUUCUUGUCACUGGCUUGAAACCAGAGACCACCUACGAGGUCAAGAUGUCCGCCAUCAACGGCAAAGGCGAAGGGGAGAGCAGUGCUGCCAGCUUUUUCAAGACCAAGCCAGUCCAGUAUUCCUUUACAAUUUCCUCAGAGACUCUGCCCUCUAUUGCUGCCACCAUUUUGCCCCUUAAAGGGGAGCCCAGUGCGCCAAAACUGGAGGCCAACGUCGCAGAUGAAGGCAAUUCUCUGAGGGUGACGUGGAUCAAGCAGGACGAUGGUGGUUUGCCCAUCAUCCAUUACUUGGUCAAGUACAAAGCUAAGCACGUGCCCGAGUGGAAACCAGAGAUCCGCGUUCCCUCGCUGAGUGAGCACACGACGCUGAACGGCCUGGCCUGGAACACAGAGUAUGAGGUCCACGUGGUGGCAGAGAACCAGCAGGGCCGAUCUGAACCUGGCAUCGUUUCCAUCAAAACAGCAGCACAGCCCACUGCCAUCCCAGGUAGUGCACAUGGUGGCUCCGGACUGGGAACUGGAGCCAUUGUGGGCAUCCUUAUUGUUGUGUUCUUCUUGCUGCUGGUGGGCGUGGAUGUCACCUGCUAUUUUCUGAACAAGUGUGGCCUCCUCAUGUGCAUCGCUGUCAACGUCUGCGGCAAGGCCGGCCCAGGCGCCAAAAGCAAGGACAUCGAAGAGGGGAAUGCGGCGUUCACAAAAGAUGAGUCCAAGGAGCCGAUUGUUGAGGUGAGAACGGAGGAGCACAGCCCAAACCAAGAAGUGAAGACUCCUUCAUCCGAGCCCAAUGAGACCACUCCACUAACGGAAGCAGAGCCUUCUGUGACCGAAACCACCCCCCUGGUGGUAAAAAUACUCCCCUCCACUGCUGCCAACUCAGUUAGCGAGAGUUUUAGCACGGCACAGAGUAGUCCUGCUAGUGAAAGCACCACCCUCACCAUCAGCACCUCCAGCCCCACCAAAGCGGCUCCCAGCACUGCCUCUCCCAAUAGCAGCUCCGCAGCGCCCCCUGGUUCUGGUAAAACUGACCCCCAACCUAAUGUCGGGCCCCUGGUCGACCUGAGUGACUCUCCCAAAGCUGACCCUCCUUCCAACCAAACACCUCCUGUGCUAGAGUCAGUCAGCCCCCCUUCUGACGGGGGUGACUCAGUGAAAGGCCGGGACACCGCCCAGAUUAAGGAUUCACGAGGUCCGACCAAGGACGCCCCCAAAGCCCCGUGUACAGACUCGCCUGCACCAGUCCAAAAUGAUGGUAAGAUUGUGAAGGAUGACAACGCUAAAAGCGAGACUGAGGUGAAGAAGGACACCGCCGAGGUGAAGACGGUUCCCAACGAGGCUCCUCAGGCAAACGGCAACGAAAGUAGAGCGUAAUGUCCUCUCCUGGAAGGCGGCGGGAAGAAGAGGGCGUUUGGGUUGGGCGGUUUGGGUGUCUGUUUAAAGGUUAAAAGAGGGGGUGGUCACAGUCACUGAAACCUCAAAGCAAUUUUACACACAUGCCCACAACAUCAUACAGAGGCCUGGACAUGACAUUACACAAAAUAAUGAUAAAUUUCCACCUUAAAUUUGUAUUUGGCUCAUACAAAUUAUUAUUUUGUGUACACAAUAUAGCAUUUUAUUAGCAUGUCGUGCAAACAAGUUAGCAUUUUCUGCACAGAAAAUUUGUAUUUUGUUCUAAGUUGUAGGGAGAAAACACUUAUGUGUACACAAAAAAAAUAGUAUUUUGUCCUCAAAUUUGACAUGCUCCUUUGAGCACACAAAAUGCUCAUUUGUGGUAACAAUUUAUUUUAUUUUUUUAAUUCAUGUCCAGAGCUCCUUAGCAUCAGAAAAACAAAUUACUGGAAAAAAAAAAAGUUGUGGAUUUCUUUCUUCAGUGUCUUCUGACCAGGAAAUGUCCUUCAAACUGGUUCUGGCCCCUUUAGUUUGUCAUUCUGUCAAAAAGAAUGGUUUCUCUAAAUUGAAAUGCUGUUAAAAAUGGACCAAAAUAUUUGAUUUUUCUCUUUACAUAGGCAUAGCUGGACUGUAGCUAUCCUCACACAUUUACUGCCUUCAUGAUGCACACAAAUGAACGACAAGUCUAUUACCAAUACUACUAUUCUUUAUGCAGUAUGGGCAUCAUUCUGGAUUAGGAUUUUUUUUCUUUCAUUUUGUGUGUUUAAAUGAUGUCUUCACUGCCUAUUUAGCUACUUUAAUGUCUUAUUUUGAAGUGGUGGAGAUGAGAUUUGCGUAGAUGACUUUUGCAGGAGGCCUCUGCCAUGUUUGUUUUAUAUUUUGCGAGCGUGCAUGUGUGUGGAAAUGUUUUCUCCACAGGAUCCCCCAAAAUCACUCUAACAUGCAAUUGACCGCGGAGUGACCAUAAACAGAAUUUUUGUCUCUAGUCUCAACAAAAAAUAAAAAAAAAUCUGUUUAUGCACUCUUGUCUAAAACAGUUUCCAAGCUUCCUUCCCAUAGCGCUCGUUUUUUGGUUCCUGGUAAGAGGAAAGUGUAAACACUUCAGGAAGUUUCGUUAAUGUGGAGAAAGCAAACAAACGGGGACCCAGAUUACAUUUGUCAGUCCAUUAAUUGUUUUUGUUUGUUCUCACAGAGGUUAAGGUCAGGGUUGGGGUAGAAGUGGGGGUUGAUUCUGGUAGGUUAACUUUUAUUAUUUUUUUAUUUUUUUCAUAACCACAUCUAUUUCCUGGCCACCCAUCCCAAAGAAGAAAAUCUGCCUUAUUUGGUUUGGACUGUCUUUAACCCUGAAUAUCAUGUGACCAAAAACAUCAGGUCAUGUAGGAAAAUAGUGCAAGACCAAUGAAAAAAAUCGUUGUUACAGGCUGUAACUAAUGGAAACCUGAUAGCUAAAGUUUUAUUUUGCCAGCAGUUUAAGUUAUCUAAGUUAUGUGGAGGAAAAAGAAUGAAAGGUUUGUGAUUUUUAGCCUCUUUUUAAGGUUAGUCCUGAGGGAGGACUCAUGAAGUCAGUGUACGAAGCCCUCCUUUAUCCUACAGGUUGACCUGAUUUGAGAAACCAAAAAUUUUUUGGAAACCAGAAUCCAUUUGGGAAAAUUUGAUUGAAAAAUGUGAGUGAAUUUGAAUUAAAAAAAACUUGGUAUUUUUGACAUUUUUUAAUCAUUUUUUGCUCUCCAUCUGUAGGGAUCCUUAUCUUUUAUUUAUUCACUCAUUCUUUCAAGCUUCUCCAUACUUUUUUCUUUUUCUUUUGAGCUGAAUUUUGUUCUGACUGGAGCAACGACAUUUUGCUCGGCAGUGCAUUUUUGAACGACAAUAAGAAAUAAAUCUGAAUCUCAGACUGUCCCUUCGGUCAACCUGUUUCUCAUCAGAUUCCUUUAUUUACAAAGAUGAGGUGCAAAAUUUUUAUUCUAACUCUUUAAGUAUUUGUUUUGUAAAAAGACGGUCUGAUCAAAAACUGAACCAAUCCUAGAGUUGUAAAGUUUGAGGAACUGAUAUUGUCUCAGUGCCUUUUUACCAGAAUAUUUGGCCUCUCUUGUGAAAUAAGCCGGUGGGUUUCAGAGAUUUAAAUGAAAGUCUCUUUUUACGCUUAAAGACUCCAAAUCCUCGAUAUGAUGCAGUCUGAGAGUAAAAACAAACAAAAUGGAAAUUCGUUUCGACCAUCUUUUUUUCUUCUUUUGUACAGUGUUUCUUCUACUUUAGACAGCAGGCUAGUACACUGUGAAGAGUGAAUCCACUGUGUCCUUAGAUGAGGAGGUAGUUGAGAAAAGUGGUAGCUGGUAGCAGUCCUUAAACGGGACGAGUCCAACAGCAGCAAACUGGUGCCUUGGAAUAAGAAAGUAGCGGGGUGCGUUCCAUUCCUCUAAAUCUGCUUUUAGCUGUGUCACAUUUUUCUGCCAAGAUUUCCUCUCACGACAUUCACAGCUGUAAAUUUAGCAAAGCUUUGUCUUAACGGUGGUGUUUUCUGAAUGACUAUCAAUGUACUCUUUGUGAAUUUUUUUUUUUUGUUUUGGUUCUUGAAUAUGAAGGUUUAGCCAUCACCUAUGUUGUGGUAAAUGUUGCACACACACAAAGGUUGAUUUUUGGAUAUUAAAAUACACUUUUCAAAUCACAGUUCAGUCAUGUGACAUUACAAACCACAUAGCAGCAUUUGAACAAGAGCUUUCUGGUUGCAACUCCUUCAAAGACGGUGACUCUUUGCUCAGGUCCCAAACAAAGUGUGGAUAUUUUUGCAAUGGGAAAUGUUCUGAAGGCUCUGUGAUUUUGUGAUCUAUCGACAAGGUGUUGUGUAACGUGUCCUGUUUCUCCGACUUUCUUUUCAAAAUAAAAUAAAUGGGAACUGUUCUAAGCACACAGACAUGUCUUUGCCUGAAAAAUGGUGUGGUAGCAAACCAACAUGUGGACGAUCCUUCAAAAAAAAAUUGGUCUGAAAUUGCCAUGUAUGUAUGUGUUUAGUUUCUUGAAGCUGAACAUUUAUUAUGCAUAUUUUAUGCCUGAAGGACGUCGGGUUCUGGCCCGAUGUUUCAUACAAAUGCAAGAACGACACAAAAAGCCUUUUUUUCUUUCUUUCCUACUCCAAUACUUGAUGUAGUCAUGAAAAAAACAUGUAGAGUCUUAGUUGUUUUUUGUUUUUUUUUAUUAGUUUGGCGGUGUUCAAAGCAGUGUGUAGCAUCCAUGCUUUUCAUUCUGAGUCACACAGGAGCCUUGAACCUCCACCACCAGCAGCUGGCCGCUGUCAUUGAUGCGCAGAUGGAAGCGACAGCUCCCGCCCUGCUGGUUGGAAACAUCUCUGUCCGCCUAUCUUCUUUGUCUCUGGUGUAAAUACUGAACACUAAUUGAGGAAAUAAACCCAUUUGGGCUCUGCCAGAAUUAUUUCUGUUCAAUAAAGUAAAAAAAAAAAAGAA
Molecule: messenger RNA, 6781 nt
Organism: Oryzias latipes (Japanese medaka)
Lineage: Eukaryota; Metazoa; Chordata; Actinopteri; Beloniformes; Adrianichthyidae
Source: RefSeq, a predicted model, not a curated record